Callorhinchus milii (elephant shark) is the source of this 7277-nucleotide messenger RNA. It is a transcript of the gene ric1, whose product is annotated as RIC1 homolog, RAB6A GEF complex partner 1. Bases 22 to 4287 code for a protein of 1421 amino acids. Gene Ontology annotation, molecular function: protein binding. Gene Ontology annotation, biological process: intracellular protein transport; retrograde transport, endosome to Golgi. Gene Ontology annotation, cellular component: cytosol; Ric1-Rgp1 guanyl-nucleotide exchange factor complex; Golgi membrane. The record is from RefSeq and is a predicted model, not a curated record. NCBI's taxonomy places the organism in Eukaryota, Metazoa, Chordata, Chondrichthyes, Chimaeriformes, Callorhinchidae. The transcript has 26 exons.
CUCCCUCCCGGCCAUCCCGGGAUGUAUUUCCUCAGCGGGUGGCCGCGCCGCCUCCUCUGUCCCCUCAGGGGCUCCGAGAGGCCCUUCCACCUCCAGCCCGACUCCCGGAGGCUCCUCUUCGCCCUCGUGUCGCCGAGUCAGCUCAGCCUGUGGUACAGCCGGCCCAGUGUUUUAAUUGUAAGUUACAAGGAAUCUGCUAAGGCGACUUCACACUUGGGAUCUUAUGAAAGAACUGAAUGGAAACCAGACAGUAGCAUGUUAGCAGUUGCAACUGCAAAUGGAUACAUCCUACUCUUCGACAUUGUAUCUUCUGGAGAAGAGAAAUGUUUGUACGAGCCAGUGUAUCCCAAAGGCAGUCCACGAGUAAAAAUGACAGCAGGAUACAAGGAGGAACAAUGUGCCCCAUCCCUAAGUCUAGAGAUGAAGAAAGUGCUGGAUUUUCAAGUGCAAAUCACAAGUUUGCAGUCUAUGCAAGAUGACUUAGUAAUUGCUACUAAUGAUGGGAUACUCCAUCUUAUUCACUGGGAUGGUCUGACGAAUGGAAGGAAAGCCAUCAACCUUUGUACCAUUCCCUUCUCUGUAGAUUUACAGUCUUCAAGAAGCCCCUUGUUGGAUUUUGAAUGUGUGCAUAUCCGAGGUAUGGAAUACGCUGCCACUCUUGACGGGUUUGCUGUGGUUUUUGAUGAUGGUCGGAUUGGCUUCAUCACUCCCAUGUCCAGCAAAUUGAGAAAUGAGGAUUUGCAUGGUGUCUGGGCACAGGACAUUACUGAUGGUACAUGUGUGGCAGUAAACAGCAAGUACAGGUUAAUGGCAUUUGGGUGUGCAAAUGGUUCUGUUUUGGUUUAUACAAUGGAUACAACUACAGGAGCGAUGCAGAUAUCCCACAAAUUAGAAUUGACUCCAAAGCAUUAUCCUGAUAUCUGGAAUAAAACGGGUGCUGUUAAACUGAUCAGAUGGUCACCUGAUUGCAGUGUUGCUAUGGUAACGUGGGAAUGCGGCGGUUUAUCCUUGUGGAGUGUUUUUGGGGCUCACCUAUUUUGCACACUAGGUGGAGAUUUUGCCUAUCGUCCUGAUGGCACGAAAAAGGAGCCUAUAAAGAUCAGCUCUAUGAGCUGGGGUGCUGAAGGCUACCACCUUUGGGUGAUUUGCAGUGAUGGCGCUCCUCAAACAGAAAAUGAUUUGGAGAACAAAAAUGCAGUUCAGCAAGGAGAAAUUCUACAGUUCCAAUUCAUAAAAAGUGCUUUAACCGUCAACCCAUGCAUGAAUAACCAGGAACAAGUGCUGCUCCAGGGUGAGGAUCGCCUGUAUUUGAACUCCGGUGAUGCUUUACAUCAGAAUUCAAGCACCGCUUCAGCUAACUCAGGCCAUCAGCCGGUCAGGGAAAAGAACCCUCUGUUGGAUGAUAUUGCUGUUCCUCAGAGUUUAAGCACUUUAUUAGGGCACAGGCACUGGCUCGUUGUACAAAUUCACAGCACCUAUCUAGAAAGUAAUUGGCCGAUAAAGUUCUCGGCAAUAGACCGUCUGGGCCAGAGUGUGGCAGUGGCAGGCCGAUAUGGAAUUGCACAUUAUUCAUUGUUUACCCGAAAGUGGAAACUUUUUGGAAAUAUUACCCAGGAACAAAACCUGGCAGUGACUGGAGGUUUGGCAUGGUGGAAUGACUUCAUUGUGUUAGCGUGCUAUAAUUUGAUUGACCAACAAGAGGAGCUGAGACUGUAUCUCCGGACAUCUAACUUGGACAAUACCUUUGCUCACAUUACCAAAGUGCAAUCAGAGACUUUAUUACUGAAUGUCUUCAGGAACAUGGUAAUAUUGUUCAGAGCAGAUUGCUCCAUUUGCCUAUACAGUAUUGACCGGAGAGAUGAUGGCCCUAAUCCCAGUGCCAUUGUUGAGGUUCUGCAGGAGGUAUCCAUGUCUCGUUAUAUUCCCCACCCAACACUUGUGGUGUCAGUAACUCUAACUUCUGUGAGAACAGAGACAGGCAUCACCCUGAAAAUGCCACAGCAGGCUUGUGCUGCAGAGAGCAUUAUGCUUAAUCUAGCAGGACAACUCAUCAUGUUGCAGAGAGAUCGAUCAGGUCCUCAGGUACGAGAGAAGGAUAGCAUUCCCAAACAAAAACUGCUCCCAUUCUGUGCUCCAGUGGUACUUGCUCAGUGUGUUGAAAAUGUAUGGACUACCUGCAGAACCAACAAACAGAAGCGUCACCUGCUGGAGGCUCUCUGGCUGAGUUGUGGAGAAGCAGGGAUGAAAGUCUGGCUGCCCCUUUUUCCCAGGGACCAUCGCAAACCUCAUUCCUUCCUUUCCAGACGGAUCAUGCUGCCCUUCCAGAUAAACAUUUACCCAUUGGCUGUACUGUUUGAGGAUGCUUUGGUUCUUGGUGCAGUGAAUGAGACUGUGCUGUAUGAUGGAUUAUAUAUACAUACCAGUAACAGAGAACCUUUGGAGGUCCUUUUUCCUUUCUGUACUGUUGAGAGGACCUCUCAAAUCUACCUCCAUCAUAUCCUUCGCCAGCUGCUGGUUCGAAAUCUAGGUGAACAGGCACUGCUCUUAGCCCAGUCCUGUGCCACAUUGCCAUACUUCCCUCAUGUACUGGAAUUGAUGCUUCAUGAAGUAUUGGAAGAAGAAGCUACUUCCCGGGAACCUAUUCCUGACCCAUUGCUUCCAACUGUGGCAAAGUUCAUCACCGAGUUCCCACUCUUUCUGCAGACAGUGGUUCACUGUGCCAGGAAGACUGAAUACGCCUUGUGGAAUUAUCUGUUUGGUGCCGUGGGGAACCCUAAGGAUUUGUUUGAGGAAUGUUUGAUGGCACGUGACUUGGACACUGCUGCUUCUUAUCUCAUCAUCCUGCAGAACAUGGAGGCUCCAGCAGUCAGCAGGCAACAUGCUACACUACUUUUUAAUACUGCCUUGGAACAAGGAAAAUGGGAUCUUUGUCGCCACAUGAUCCGUUUCCUGAAAGCAAUUGGCGCUGGAGAAUUGGAAACUCCGCCACCUACUCCAGCCACUCAGGAACCAAGUUCAACGGGAGGUUUUGAGUUCUUCAAGCAUCGCAGCAUUAGUUUCUCACAAUCAGCAGAAGGAUUAGGCACCAGUAAAUGCAACUUGCAGAAGACAUUAAGCAUGCCAGCAGGGCCUUCAGCCAAGAGGUGGAGUAAGGAUGGUGACUGUGCUGAGAAUAUGUACAUUGAUGUUAUGCUUUGGCGUCAUGCACGAAGACUGCUGGAGGAUAUGAGGCUGAAAGACCUUGCUAGCUUUGCCGCACAGCUGGGUUUUGAGCUCAUAGGCUGGCUCUACAAAGAAAGGACUCGGGCCGGCCGGGUAGAGGACUUUGUUAAAGCUCUAAAAAGGCUCCAUAAGGACUUUCUUUGGCCUUUUCCAGUUAUUCCUUCCAGCUCUUUAGUAAAUUCACCGUUUAAAAAUGGUAAAUACAAAACAGUUGGAGACCAGUUUCUUAAAUCUCAGUCAACUGAGAUUUCGGUAAACAAAGAGGUGGAGAGUGGCGUUAUAACUGCACGUGGGAGCCACAUCUGCCUGAGCUUAGCCACUGCACCCAGAGAAAUAGAUGCUGGCUCAUUGCAAGGUCCUCAGACACAGGAUGCAUUCUUAUCACCUUUAUUUCCUAAAGGUGAUGAAUGCAGCAUUGGUUCAGCUACUGAUCUCACAGAAACCAGCUCUAUGGUGGAUGGUGACUGGAUGAUGGUAGAUGAAAGUUUUUCAACACUCAGUCUAACACAGUCUGAACUAGAAUAUAUAUCCAUGGAACUGGCCAAUAAGGGUCCUCACAAGUCGCAGGUUCAACUACAGUAUCUGAUGUACGUUUUUAUGGAGGCUGGGUGUUUGGAGUGGUGUAUAAUAACAGCACUAAUUCUCAAAGAUUCUGCUGUCAUAAGUCGGAUCAUGAGUUCAUUGCAGCACUCUGAGAUUCCCAUGGAAGUAUUGCAGGGCAUUAAGGAUGGGCUCCUAGCUGUCGAUGGAUGGGCUGCAACAGACUGCCCUGGAUACAAGCCAUUUCUGAAUCGCAUCAAACCUCAGCUGCAGAAGUUGAACGAGGUCACAGAGGAGCUGAUUGAGCCUGAAGCCUUUCAGCCUUCAGCACGCCUGAGCAUAUCAAAAGCAGUGGAGCCACCGAGCCCUUGGGCAGAGGACAGAAAUACUGUGAGCCACAACAACAGUAGCCAGAACGAUGUUAGUGGGAUCAGUAGUAGCAGCAGACAGGAAGAAGACAGCCAGGGAGAAGAAGAGGAGCAGCAGCAAGUAGAAGAAGGGAGCUAUGAGUGCUCUCUAUCAUGAACACUCCUUCACAGAGUCUGAACUGAAAAGGGACAUGAAUCAACGGUGCCUUGUGUCAGUGUUGUGUAUGUAUCUUGCCAUGCAUCAUGGGAGAAUAUUGGGCCGAGAUAUUGCCAUCACCACCACCAAAUAAGAGUAACAUUUCAGCCUUCACCUUUUUUACUUUGCAGGGGUGACAUUUUAAACUAUGAAGCAAGCAGUAUUCUGAAUAUAUGCAAGCUGACGGGAAACAAGACAAUGUUUUAAUCCAGGGAUUUCCAUGGUAGCAAGUAUUUUUUUCUCAGCACCCUGAUAUACUGCAAUGCGCAAAUUGUAAUCCUUUCCUGUGUGGUAGUAUGUCUUCAGAGUUAGCAGAGUCUGAAAACACAUUGAUUAAAGGCCCCGUAUAGAAAUAACUGGAAGAGUUUUCUGAUGUUCGUGGCAGGUUCUUGUCCUCCAUAUUGUGAAUGCCUUUGCACCACUUUAGAACCACUUGCAUGACUCCUUGCACGCAGUCUUUGCUUGAGUGAGACCAUCUCACAAAGGUGGCAUUGAUGCAAGAUUAAAUUCACCAAGUGCCAUUGCAGUAUUUGUGUAAAUCAGCCCAGAGCAAGUUACUGCAGGAAGAAAUCCAAAUGAAUAGUUCAGAGUGUACAGGCCAUGCGAAGAAUGUUGAAACUGAGAGAAGGGCUGCUCGUAAUUGGUCAGCAACACUGGUAGUUGCACAUGUUGAUAUAUAGUUAACACUUUUGUUUUUGUGGGUUUCUUUGUGCUGCAUUUAACCUGACAACUCAUGUGGAUUUUGUGAGUCAAAUAUCAUAACUAGUUGGUUACACUUUAUCUGCUGUGAUUCACCUAUGUUUGUGGUGACAGCUUAAAAAUCCCUCUCUGAGGUUGGGAUAUGAUGCAGUGGUCCUAAACAAAAUUUCUUACCAGAGAGCCUCUUUGCUUGAAAUGAAAUGAGAUUUGAUGAAGUUCGACACUAUUUAUUGCAAGUAUAAUCCCACUCCCACAGACUAUUGUACAAGAUGUGCACAGCAUAUGCACACGGCUCUGUUGUGUCCAGAGUUUUAAUUUCUUAAACCUGCUAUGUUGGUGCUUUUCAAAGUGAUCUUCUGUUCUAAGUAUUUUGUACAGACUUUUUUUGAAUCACUAACCUACCUGCUAUUGCAGCAGCUGUUUAUAUUGUACAGGACCUGGUGCAGUUAUUUGUUAAUGCAGGCAUGUUGCAUGUGCCCAAAAUAGCUGUGAAAUGUUAGGAAACUGUGAUGCUGUUUGAAUCUGGAUUUGGUACUGUACCCUGUUAUAAGAUCCUUGUGUGAUUUUCAUUGUAAAAUAAAUACCAUUGCUUUGUAGAGGGAGGGGACCAUAAUACGACCCUUUUUAAUGAAACUUAUACAUAAUCAGGAAGACUAUUUUAAACAGGUUUUGAGUUUAGAGAUGCCGUUAUUUAUUGCUUUCCCCAAAUGUCGAGUUUUUUGUUCCCAGAUGAAAAAAAUAUUUUAAUGUAAAUAUAAUAGUUAUGUAAUCAUGUGUUUAUACUUGCUAAUUAGGUUUUGGCAAGAUGUACAAUAAAUAUCUGAACAAUAACAAGUGACAUGCUUUUCAAUAGCUUUCACUAAAAGCAGUCCUAACUCGAGUGUGAUUAAGUAUUCAGCUGUUUCAAGGGAACAAACCCAGACACUUGAUUUCCUCCGACCCCUUCUCCUCGCCUCACUCAGUGCUAUCAGACACUAACCUAUUGGAGCUAACGUGCUGCAGGUUUUACAUGGUACCACCUACUUAGCUGUUUCCCCUACAUCCCAGUAUAAAUAAAAUAAAGUACCCAAAGCAGUAUUAAAGACUUAAGAUGAUAGGGUAUAUUUGUUACAGUGCAAUUUGAACAAACAGAAUGCAAAAUGUUGCUUAUUUUAUACAACAAAUUGUAGUCUAUUUUUAUAGUUCAAUGGAAUAUAAGUAAAUUUUGACUUGGACCAAAUUAGUGAUUAAGCUGGAAUGGUAACUGAUAUACUAACUGAACUGUGUUAAACAAAUACUUGCUUCUGAAGCUGCUUCAUUUGUAGAAUAGGUUUGAAAUGGCAUUAUUUUAAAAAGGUUUAAUUUCAAAGGGAUUCUCUUUACAACACUUUAUUUUGUUUGAUCAGAUCCCAAUAUGAGGAAAGUUAAAAAUCCAGUAGCCCAGCCAGGCUUCAUGCUGUAAGUGUAUUAUCUAAUGAGAGAUGUACCUCCUAGAGAAUACAUAAUAAAUGACAUAAUACAAUUAGUGAUGUGUUCAAACUAAAGUAAAGUCAGAUUCUUCUCAUUUUUAAAAUUGUGAAUAUCAAUAAUGAAUACUAUAGGGUUAAAUUAUUAUAUUGGAUUAUCAUCAAUUUGAGUUAUUUUCUGAUCAGUUAUUUUACAUACAUUUGCAUCUAUUCAGUUAUUUCUAGCACUAUAUUUAUAAUUGCUUACAUUAGAAAGCACCUGACUGAUGUAAUGCAACAUCGGUGUAUUCAGUAUUCAGAACAAUAUAUUUACAACCUUUGCUAACCUAUUAUCUGAUAUAUUAACGUGUUAAACACUGCAAUCCUAAUUGGAAACAACCCAUAAUAGCUUGAAAUUAGAAGAUGGAUCCAGAUUUGUUGAGCAUUUUUCUUUUACUCCCAACUUUCUAAAGCGUGAUCUAGUUUUUGGUUUAUCAAUGAAGCAAAGCUAUUUUUUUAAAUGAGCACCAUUCUUGCUGUACCAUAUUUAGAACAAUUUAAUAUACAGAUCAGAUGGUUUAAAAAGAAACAGCAGUCUGCCAAUUUAACAUGUUCUGUGACUGACAGAACUUCAUUGGCAACUUUGCAAGGUGGGCAUAAAUUAGGGUUGUUUCUCCAAGAAUCAUUGGAAAAACAUUUUGCGGUGCACAAUGCUAUUUUGUGGUAGUCCUUGUCUGUAUUCCUAUCAGAAAUCAUCAGCUAUCUAUUUUGUUUUCUGUUACAUGUACAGAUUUACAGCAAUAAAGUAAAAACAUUUUGACUGACAAA